AUCACCCCCAGUAUCAUAACAACAGUAGUACACAGCAGAUCAGAAUCUCCCAUUACCCUAAUCCUCCCUCGAAGAAAGAUCAUCAGAAUCCCAAAACACCCAGAAGAGAAGAAAUAGUAAUAAUCAGAUCUCAUGUUCCCCCACGAUAAUGGCGGUGAAGAUGAUCCAUCGUUGAUCUUCUUCCCGCCAGACUUCACCACUCUUUCUUACCCACAAUCACCGCCACCUCUACUGCCACAAGAUCUCAUCACCUUCCAGACCGCUGCUGCUCAGACUCCCACUCCGUUCACGGACCCGGCGGGCAACCCGAAUUUCGCCGGCGCACAGUUCCCGGAUCCACCGGCGGGGGUGGCUGAAGACGUGCCGGCCACAAGUGGUAAUAUGAGGAAGAACAUAAUUCACAGGGAAGUGGAGCGACAGAGGAGGAAAGAAAUGGCCACCCUUCACUCUUCCCUCAGAAACCUCCUUCCUCUCCGCUUCGUCAAGGGAAAGCGAGCGGUGUCGGAUCAUAUGCAAGCGGCUGUCGAGUACAUUAGAGAGCUCCAAAGAAGGACGGAUGAACUGAGCAAGAAGAGAGAUGCGCUCAAAAGCGGUUACGGUACCGGUACUAGGGAUGAUCAAGUUGGCUCGAGCAGUACAAGUAAUGUUAGUGCAGUUAGUAGUGGUAUAGUUAUGGUUCGUCCAUGUUUGAUUGGAGUGGAGGUGGCGGUUAAUGUUAGUAGUAGUAGUAGUGGAGGUGGAGGCCAACAAGGUGGUUUGCAGCUGUCUAGGGUUGUGGAGUUGCUGAUGGGACAAGGACUCGAUGUUGUAACGUGCGACACUGUCAGAGUGAACGAUAGAUUCAUUCACACCCUUCAAUCCAAGGGAAGUGAUCCCUCCUCGUCCAUUGAUGUAGCUGCGCUUCAAAGCUUGCUCACCAGAGCUAGAGCUAUGGGGUUAUUAGGGAACAUCCGACGAACCGAUCGAAGCAUGUAGCAACUAGUGUUAGUAGAUGGAUUUCCGCCGAGCUCUGGGGUGAUCAUGAGGUUUGUUGUCAGCCCUUUGGCCGCUUUGUUUUCUGAUAUGUGUAAGUUGCAUGUCCUUUUUUUAGCCUUUCUGUCGAACUAUUUCAUAUGGAUGGGUUGUUGUUGUGUAAGCCUUGAAUGAGGGUAAUAAGAUGAUGGGAACCAG
Linum trigynum is the source of this 1170-nucleotide messenger RNA. Lineage: Eukaryota; Viridiplantae; Streptophyta; Magnoliopsida; Malpighiales; Linaceae. The record is from the annotation of a GenBank genome assembly.